Molecule: messenger RNA, 2536 nt
Organism: Ostrea edulis (European flat oyster)
Lineage: Eukaryota; Metazoa; Mollusca; Bivalvia; Ostreida; Ostreidae
Product: actin-related protein 2-A
Exons: 8
Coding region: 89-1273 (394 amino acids)
Biological process (GO): Arp2/3 complex-mediated actin nucleation
Cellular component (GO): actin cortical patch; Arp2/3 protein complex
Molecular function (GO): actin filament binding
Source: RefSeq, a predicted model, not a curated record
UUAACAUAGGAAAUUUGGGGAGGAAACUUCCGGUAUUAAAUUCAUGAGGAAGAGGAGUAGACGAUAAAUUGAAGUCGUCUUUUUUGAAAUGGACAGCCAAGGAAGAAAGGUUGUCGUGUGUGACAAUGGAACAGGGUUCGUGAAAUGUGGAUUUGCAGGAUCCAAUUUUCCUACACACAUCUUCCCAUCUCUGGUGGGAAGACCAAUUAUCAGGUCUACAGCAAAAAUAGGAAACAUUGAAAUUAAGGAUGUUAUGCUUGGAGAUGAGGCAAGUGAACUGCGCUCCAUGCUUGAGGUGAAUUACCCAAUGGAGAACGGAAUUGUGAGGAACUGGGAUGACAUGCUUUUGCUGUAUGACUAUACCUUCGGUCCUGAAAAACUAAACCUAGACUGCAGGAACAGCAAAAUCCUACUUACAGAACCGCCAAUGAACCCUAGCAAAAACAGAGAAAAGAUGGUGGAGGUUAUGUUUGAGAAAUAUGGAUUUCAAAGUGCAUACAUUGCAAUUCAGGCAGUUUUGACAUUAUAUGCUCAAGGUUUACUAACUGGAGUAGUUGUUGAUUCUGGUGAUGGUGUCACACACAUCUGUCCUGUAUAUGAAGGAUUUGCCCUUCCUCAUUUGACCAGAAGAUUAGAUAUUGCUGGUAGAGACAUCACUAGAUAUCUUAUUAAGUUGCUUUUAUUACGUGGCUAUGCAUUCAACCAUUCUGCUGACUUUGAAACUGUACGAAUGAUGAAAGAGAAGUUAUGUUAUGUAGGAUAUGAUAUUGAACAAGAGCAAAAAUUAGCUCUGGAGACAACGGUGCUUGUAGAAUCUUACACAUUACCAGAUGGAAGAGUAAUACGUGUAGGGGGUGAGAGAUUUGGUGCUCCUGAGGCCUUGUUCCAGCCCCAUCUUAUCAACGUAGAUGGAGUGGGAGUGGCAGAACUUCUAUUCAACACAAUCCAGGCAGCCGACAUUGACACGCGUCCCGAGUUCUAUAAACAUAUUGUCUUGUCAGGGGGCUCAACCAUGUACCCGGGUCUGCCUAGCCGACUUGAGAGAGAAAUCAAACAGCUCUACUUAGAGAGGGUGCUGAAAGGGGACACAACUAAACUCUCUAAAUUCAAGAUUAGGAUAGAAGACCCUCCGAGAAGGAAACACAUGGUGUUCCUGGGGGGUGCAGUCUUGGCAGACAUUAUGAAGGAUAAGGACAGUUUCUGGAUGACACGACAGGAGUAUGAAGAGAAGGGGAUCCGAGUGCUGGAUAAACUCGUAUCAGGACCACAGUGAUAACUCCUGCUCUAGGACCUAACCAAAUUCCAUUCCACAAGUCACCACACUUCAUAGGGAACAUUCUCAUUUAAAUCAAAUCUUAAGCAAAUAAAGGAUUGCUGUUUAAAGAUAUUUAUUGACACGAGAAUAAUUCAUUAAUUUGAACAAAAUAUUUCUAAAGAGAUAUAUUGACUCCAGGAAUAUAGUAGAAUUUAUGAUUUGUCUCUGACAUCAAAGAAAAGGUAUUUGCUAUAUCUCUGUAGAGUGGUUUUAUCAUCACAUAAAAAGUACAGGUAGAAAAUAUAUACUGGUUUAAAAAUAUAUACUGGUAGAUAUUUUAAACAGCAGUCAAUAUUUUAAGCAGCAGUCAACAGUUAAAUGAAAAUAGCAACAGUAAUACUUGUGAACGAAAUUAUGGUGCCUUUAUGGUCUGGAUUGAAGAAUGUGUGCAUUAUACAUGUGAUAUGAAUAGUGACAUAAAUAUGCGUUAAGUGUAGACAGCAAUCAUUUGUACAUGAUGGACAAAUCCAAAGUAGGGUGCUUUGUCUCCUACAUUUACUGUUUUACUGUUUAUUUAUGUACUGAUAAUUUCAAGGUUUUUUUCUUCUUUUGUAGUACAUGUAAUUUAUAUAGUAAUAUAAACGUUCAGUGAUGUGGAUGUUUACAAAAUACUUCAAUUUAAAUGAUCAUAAAUGUCGAGGAUUUAUACAAUAUAAAGCAUUUAAUGUUACAUCUAAAGUAAAAAACAAGAGCCUAUGUUUAAAGCAGUUUAAUAGCCAUUACUGAACAAAAUGAUAGUUUCUGUUAUGAAUGUUUUUUUUCCCCUAAUUUUUUUUUAAGAGGAUGAUUUAAACGAAGUUCUAAAAUUAUCCCAAGUUUAUGUAUUAGUUAUAUGAAGACAAAGACAAGUUCUAUCUUUGUGUUUUACGUUAAUGAUGCAAUGUUAAUUGAGAACAAUGUAGUUGUAGUGGGAAAGGAAUGAUUUUCAUUACAGAAUGUCUGUACAUGUCUCAGUAAAGGUUUAAGAGCAAUUAUAUUUGUACUGGUGCAUGAAUGAAAUGAUACACAAUAUGUGAUUGCCAACAUGGAUGGAAAAAUCUAUAUUUAUUACAACUGCUAGAAAUCUUUCUUGUUUCAGUGAUAUUUGUAUGUAAUAUAUGUAUGUUCCAGUAACCUGUUGGAAUGAGUCAUUUCAUAACAGAUAUAUAUUGAAAAUAGCAAUAUCUAUUGUAAAUGGUCAAAUAUUAAUCACCAAAUUUUUAAUAAACUUUAAAUCUUUCA